CAUAAGUUCUCAUUCAUUCAUUUGAUUUGAUCUUAACUUUGCACAAUAUUUUUUAUAAACACAUAGAAAUUUUGAACGGGUUCUACAAUAUGAGCGUCAGAGCUCUUUGGGUAUUGAGUAUGUGUAAAGAAGACUAUGGUAAUGUAUUAUUUUAUAGACAUUUUCCAACUGUUGAAAAAAUGUGUAAAGUAUUAGAAGAAGGAAGCUAUGUACCUCUACCAUCUGUUUCUUCUUUUGCGAGCAAUAUUUUAGUCACUUUAGGGUUAACUGACUCUAAACAGUUUGUAGAGUGGAGAGAUAAAUGCAGUGGCUUAAUGCAACUUCCUCUUGUAGAACUGCAUAUAAAUACACAGACUUUAUGGCCAGUUAUAUCCAUCACUCAGAAUAACUUACUCGUUUGUUGUUUGCCAUUUGAGGAAGGCAUAAGGAAUCUAAAAAAGGAAGAAUUAUUAAAAAUGCCUUUCAUAUCAAUGGGAUUUUCUGUGCUGUUGGGAAUUUUAAGUAUCAUUGGAGCAGCAAAAAUGGACCAACGGCAAUCAAAGAUAAUAGAUCUCGCCAAUUUCACAUCCUUGUCUAUGCCUUUUGGAAUACCAUCAGAUGUUGACCUGCCAUGCAUUGCAAGUAGUUUAAAAUUCCCAGCUCAAAAAUUUCUUAAAAAGCAACCAGCAUGGAAACCCUCUGAAUCCCGAGGUAAGCAAGUCAUCAACAUAAAAAUAUUGGAAUUCAUUCGAUGUAUCUUGACGGGGGAGAGCACCCAUUUUCAGACAUUCGGACAGGUGUAUGUGAAAGCUGACUUGGAGGGAGGCAACAAUGACGUCAGUCUCUCCCUUGGCACCGUCGAUCCACAGCAACCCCUCUCUUUGCAUUCCCUCAUCAUUCAUCCCUGUGUCACCUUGUCUGGAGCAUCAUCCAUGAGUGUUCAGAAAAGGUUAAGAUUCUCUCCCCCCUUACAUGAAUUGAUUCUCUUUCAUUACAUUUCAUCCUUUCCUAAGGAUCCACCCCUGCAAGGAGUAUUUAAAAUGGCUGGUGAAGACAGCAUGGAGCUUCUUCUACAGUUGAAAUUGAAUGAAAAAGUGAAGAAUUCAUUUGACUUCUGUGAUUUAGUUAUAGUUUUUUUUAAUAAAGGACCUGUUAAAAGAAUGGAAUUGAAUGCCAAUCAUGGAUCUCUAAAAUUAUCAGAAGAUAAAUAUUCUCUGAAAUGGACAAUAGGUUCCAAGUUUCCAAAAGAUCUUGAAAUAAAACUAACAGCCAAAAUUGAAUUCCAGGAUGGACCUUUCAUGCCAAAUAGUGAUCCCUUCUGCAUUGAAAAGAAUUGUUAUGUACAGGUGAAUUUGAAACAAAGUAAUGCAACUUUAAGUGGUUUUAAUAUCGAUCCUAAAAGUAUCACUGUCUCUGAAGGGAGUAAACCUAAAAUACUGAUGGAGAGAAGCGUGCAGUCUACGGAAUAUCGAAUAUGGAACAGCUAUGGAGAACUGCCAUUUCCACUCCAUGCAGAUAAAAUAUUUCAAAAAAUAUGUGCCCAAUGAAAUGUCUUGCCGGGAGUGAAACUCAAGCAACAUUUUUACACAUCAGCUCAUUUUUGUGAGCAAGUUGCUCAAUAAAGCACCAAACAAUUUUCCAAUAUUGUCUUGAACAAAGUUCUCGUAACAUUUUAUACAAAAUAUUUAUUAUUUUUAUUUAUAAUUUAUUCAUAAAAUAUAAAUAAAUCAAACUACAAUUGAUCAUAAUGCGUAGUAUUUUUAUGUUCAUUUUUAAAUGUUCACAUUAUUGAAUAGAAUUUUAAAUAUAUAGUUUAAAUUAAAAAUUUAAACUAUUCAAUUUUGAUUUUGAAUUUUUUAUUUUGCUAUUUAAAAUUAUAUAUAUAAUUAUAUUCUUUAAAAUGAUGAAAAAGAUUUGUAUGCCUUACUAUUCUAAUUUGUUUGGCUGUUAUUAAAUAAAUAUAUAUUAAAAAUUA
Molecule: messenger RNA, 1954 nt
Organism: Parasteatoda tepidariorum (common house spider)
Lineage: Eukaryota; Metazoa; Arthropoda; Arachnida; Araneae; Theridiidae
Product: AP-5 complex subunit mu-1
Biological process (GO): endosomal transport
Cellular component (GO): AP-type membrane coat adaptor complex; late endosome; lysosome
Source: RefSeq, a predicted model, not a curated record